CACCGAUGACAUCCGUGAAUCUGAAAGUCACACUGUUCUGUUCAACGGCUGGUCUUACUAAGACAUCUGCUACAUUUGGUUUGGAGUGACAGCCACAGCAUUCCUCUGGAAGAAGACUGAUUUACAGUCAUCAUGUUAGGACACCUAGCGAGAAGACUUGGCCGCAUGCAACAGAUCUCUAAUGGACUGAAGGGAAUCCGUCUUCAGCAGCUGCUCUCUAAAGAGACCCACAGGCACCUGCAGACCUCACUCGAGACCAUCAGACCCAUCUCGACGGUGUCGCUGUGGCCGUUCUCAUCUCAGCCGCGGGACUUCAGCCAGCCCAACUCCUCAUGGAGUCCAGAGAUGCGCAAGGCUUACGACCACUAUAAUGCUCUGUGUGACACUGACACCGAAAAUGGUGAGGAAAAAAGGGGGCCGUGGAGGAAGUUGCCCAGCUACAACCGUUCCAUUAAAUAUGCUACUGGCGGCAUUCACCUCAGCAAACUGAUCCAGGCCAAAGCUCGACUUUUCACGAGAAAUGUUAAAGAGCAAGGCGCUACGUUUGAGUAUAUGGUGUUUGUCAAUAAGGAGGAGAAGAGAUGUGUUUGUGUCUUUCAGGCAGGACAUUUACUAGAAGGUGCACCUGGGCAUGUACAUGGUGGAGCCAUAGCCACCAUGAUUGACACAGUGACAGGUACUCUUGCCGGUUUCCUCUCGGGACCAGUUAUGACUGCCAAUCUCAACAUAGACUACCGCAGUCCAAUGCCUCUGGGUAGUGUGGUUUUAAUCCACAGUGCUCUGGAUCGAAUAGAGAGGAGGAAAACAUACAUCACUUGCAAAGUGACCAGCACUGAUGAGUCCAAACUCUACACAGAGGCCACAGCUCUAUUUGUUUCAAUAAGUGUCGGCCAUUUAUUUGGAUCACGAAACUGAAAGCAGUCUGGAAUCCACCACUGAGACAUGUACAGCAUGUGAGUGCAUAUCUGUAUGCACAUGAAUGAGAUUGCAGAUGGAGUGUGUGCGCAAUGAACAACAGAUCAAGCUACUGUUUUACCUCAGCUCUCUGAAUGAGCUAUUCAGAAAUGCAUGUAUUUGAGUGAUGCACUCAGUUACAUAUGGCUGCCUCGUAUUUUUAUUUUUAAAAUGAAAAUUUAUUAACCUGGUAUAUUUAUUGACACGGUAUUUGAUUUUUUGUUGCAGAACUCUUUUUGUUACUAACGCUAACUUUUUAAUCAUCAUGGUGACAGUUAGGUUCUUUAGUAGGCUAUUACAAGUAUUAUAUAACGAAAACUUCUGUAAUAUAUUUUAGCAGUACUGUAUUCCAUAUUGUGUUAAAGAGAAUCUGACUUUUGUUACAAAUGGAAUAUGCAUUUAAAUAAUAUUAUA
Sinocyclocheilus rhinocerous is the source of this 1368-nucleotide messenger RNA. It is a transcript of the gene them4, whose product is annotated as thioesterase superfamily member 4. Bases 133 to 915 code for a protein of 260 amino acids. The transcript is spliced from 7 exons. The record is from RefSeq and is a predicted model, not a curated record. NCBI's taxonomy places the organism in Eukaryota, Metazoa, Chordata, Actinopteri, Cypriniformes, Cyprinidae.